AUGGGAUUCUCAAUCAAAGAUGCGCACGCUGCCCAAAACCAUCUGGUUGGACGCCACGGCGACGGUCUCAAGCUGGCCGCCCUGAUUCUCUCUCGAGAUCGCUACAAUGUAAGUAUCGCCGGGAGUGGGUGCAAUUGGAGGUUUGACAUGCACGCAGACACCGCUUCGGUAUAUUGUACGGUCGUACCGUCUCAAAAAACCAACUCGAUCGAGUGGAACGACCCCGCCCUGGAUAUGGCAAACCUUCGUUACCAUGUGGGAAGGGACGUGGCAGUUGUGAUCGGCGCGACGCGGGCCAAGUCCAGCCCACCGGUAGCGCCAGACGCGUUUUUGAAUUGGCUCCGCUUGGCGACGAUGAACAUUCGUGGCCUCACCUACCCUUCCGGCUUAUCCCCACACCACAUGGGGACUUGA
Molecule: messenger RNA, 414 nt
Organism: Penicillium cataractarum
Lineage: Eukaryota; Fungi; Ascomycota; Eurotiomycetes; Eurotiales; Aspergillaceae
Exons: 1
Coding region: 1-414 (137 amino acids)
Source: RefSeq, a predicted model, not a curated record